UACAAAUUAUAUAUACAAGUGGACCUUGGACUACUAAAGAGUAAUUGAAAAUAGAGUUGUUUGAAAGAUUCAACUGUUAAAAUUAGAAAACAAAUUACAUAUAUUAAAUAUGGAAUUGAAGAUAUGUAUUCAUUAUCAUUCCCCAUCUUGUUCUACCAUACACCCUUCUCAUUAUGAUAUGAUUGACUCAAAAAUGGAGAUGCAGGGAUCAUUUGCUGUGUCUUCUGCCAAUUUUUUGUUGUCACAGCUGACAAAUGCAAAGCUUAGAGAGUCGCCUUUCUUUGUGCGUUACAAAUCCGGACUUGAUGAGCUCUGUGACACCAUUGGCACUGUUAAGGCUGUACUUCUCGAUGCAGAAGCCAAGCAGGAAGAGAUUACCCAUCAGGCGCAGCUCUAUAUACAGGGGCUCAUGGAUGCUGUUUACGAUGCUGAUGAUUUGCUUGACAAGUUUGUCACUCUUGCUCAACGACAACAGCUCAUGAAGGCUGGUAAAGCCUCUGAAAAGGUGUGCCUCUUCUUUUCUCGUUUCAAUCCUCUUGCUGUUGCUGAUAAGAUCUCACUGAGGUUUGAGGAAAUCAGAAAAAGGUUAGAUGCCAUAACCAUUAAACAUAGUAAGUUUGGGCUAAGAGUUGACGACUCUAAGCCUAUCAGGAGGAGAAGAGCGGAGACAUGUUCUUAUAAUACUUGUAUUAUUGGGAGGGAGGAUGAUGUGGAGAAGAUUGUAAGCAUCUUGUUAGAUAGUAAAGUCCAACAGGAUAUUUCAAUCCUUUCUAUUGUGGGUAUAGGAGGAUUGGGGAAAACGGCUCUUGCUCAACUCUUGUUUAAUGAUGCAAGGGUUACAAAUGAAUUUGAAUUGAAGGUGUGGACUUGUGUCUCUGAUCAGGAUCAGAAACAAUUGGAUGUAAUGGCGAUUCUUCGAAAAAUAUUGAUUUCCGCUGAUGGUACUUAUGAGGGAUUAUCCAUUGAAGAUGUGCAAAGUCAAAUUCGACAGAAACUAGCGAGCUCCAAGUACUUGCUUGUUUUAGAUGACGUAUGGACUGAAAACCAGGAUCAUUGGCUCAACUUAGUGAACUUCUUGAAGGGUGAAAGUGGAAGCUGGGUUGUGGUUACAACUCGUUCACAAGAAACCGCAAGAAUUGUAAGGAGUGAUUCAGUGCAUGAGCUGCAAGGAUUGUCUAAAGAAAAUUCAUGGCGUUUGUUUAAAGAGAUAUCAUCUGAACUGAGACUAUCAAACCCGUAUGAUGACUUGGUAAAUACCGGGAAAAAGAUUGUUGAACAAUGCGCUGGAGUCCCUCUAGCUUUAAGAAUUGUUGCUAGUCUUUUAAAGGGUCAAGAUAAGAAUAGGUGGCAAUCAGUUCAGGAGAUGGGGUUAGCAAACAUAAGAGGGUAUGAAGACGACAUCAUGCCUAUAUUGAAGUUUAGUUAUUAUAAUCUUGAAUUCCCUUUGAAAAGUUGUUUUAGUUAUUGCGCGUUGUUUCCAAAAGAUUGUGUCAUAAACAAGGAUGUAUUGCUUAGCCUUUGGAUGGCACAAGGCUAUGCUGUUCCAUUAGAUGAAACCAAAAGUGCAGAAGAUGUUGUAGAAGAGUAUUUUUCCAUUUUGCUGCACAGAUGUUUCUUCCAAGAUGUAGAACUAGACAGAUCUGGUGAGAUUGUCUCAUGCAAGAUACAUGAUCUGAUGCAUGAUCUUGCUCGGAAUGUGGCAGGAAAGGAGAUUUGCUUAAGUAAUUCUAUCCCGGACAGCAUGGAUAGAAAAGUUCGGCAUCUAGCUAUUAUGAAAGUGAGUUUGAUAAAAACUCUUUCACUAAGACACGUUCGUUCAUAUCUUCAAACCCCAUUUAGCCUAGAACGUGUCAGGUUGAAUCCAAUUUAUUUGGAGGACAUAUUUGCGAAUUUCAUGUGUGCAAGGGCUUUGGAUCUACGCUGCUCAAAAUUUAAAAGCAUGCCGAGCACUAUAGGUGAAUUGCUGCAUUUAAGGUACUUAAAUCUCUCGGAUAAUGAAGAUUUGGAAGUUCUUCCUGAGUCGAUAACGAAGCUGUACAAUCUGGAAACCUUAAUAUUGAGAGGCUGCAAGAUAUUGAAAAAACUACCCAAGAAAAUUAGCAAGCUAGUUAACCUUAGGGUCCUCGAUUUCAGAUCUUGCGAAAGUCUUGCUGAUGUGCCUGACAAUAUUUGUAAGUUGGUGAAGCUUAGGGUCUUGCAGGGAAUCGAGAAUCGUAAUGUUACACGUAUGCCUAGUGGCUUGGGUAAUUUGAUCAACCUCCACACGCUACCAGAGUUUGUGUUGAGUAAACCGAGUUCUAGUUGUGACGAGUGGUUUGAUCAGCUCGAAGACCUAAAAAGUCUCAAAAAUUUAAAAGGUAGACUAACUUUCCAAAUUCAUUCCCCGAAAAAUGGUAUCCUUGAUGGAAGAAGGGAAGGAGGAUACCUCAAAAACAAGGAAUCUCUCGAUUUUAUUAGCUUUUUGUUCAGUGAAGAUGUUAAUGAAACAGCUGUGGAUCUCGAAGAAGCAUUGAUGAAAGAGUUGCAGCCUCAUUCCAACCUUAAAAUCCUCGAGUUGUGGGCGUACCAUGGUGUGAGAAUUCCGAAUUGGGUGUCGUCUCUCCACAAUCUAGUACAAUUGGAACUUUUAUUGUGCGCGGAAUUGCAGCAGCUGACAUGUUUGGGAAACCUGCAUCAUCUAGAAGAACUCAGACUUGGGCACAUGCCAAAUUUGGAGUACAUAACCGAGAAAAGUAGUUUACCGUUAUGUAAGUCUCUGAAACGGGUUUUCUUUAGUACAUUACCGAAACUGAAAGGAUGGGUGGUAGACAUUCAUCAGCUGGUUGGUAAGAGCAGCAUGGACACGGAAAACUUGCAACUAUUGUGUCUUCCUCAAUUGAAGACAUUAGAAAUAUACGACUGCAGGGAGCUAAGUUUUUUUCCCUUUUGUCCGAUUGUUGAAAGAUUGGAUUUGAGUCGUUUCAAUGAUGAAUUACGAGUAAAACAAAUCGAUGAGCAAAGGGAUAUGCAGCCCAAAUUAAGGGAGAUUUCCAUAACCGGAAAUGCUCUAUGGCUAAGAUCACUAACACUCGAGUCUUUUAAGCAACUUACACUGUUAAAAAUAACAGGGGAUGAGAAAAUGGAGAGUUUGAGAGAGCUUGGGAAUGUGUUUCGUAGGUGCUCAUCUUCCUUACACGAGUUGUCACUAAUUCGUUGCAUCAGAUUACGGAGUGUAUGGGGAGGAUUGAUACAUCUAUCUUCCUUGAAGAAAUUAUGUCUAGUAGCAUGCCCGAAUGUGAACCUUUCGAAUGAAGACGAGACUAAGAAUGGGAUGUGCAUGCCAUCGCAAUCGUUUCAUCACUCCCUCCGGUCCUUGAUAUUGGAUGAACUCCCACUGCUGGUGAAUCUACCCGAAUGGAUUGAGAACCUCGUUUCCCUCGAUACACUUGAGAUAUCCUCUUGCAAAGAGUUGGGAUCAAUGCCGGCUUGGAUGUCAAACCUUACCGCUCUCAAUAAACUUCUCAUCUAUCACUGUUCAGCAGACCUGCAGAAAAGAUGCCAAAAUCUGACAGGCGAGGACUGGAUCCACAUACAGAAAAUCCCGAAAAUUAACAUCGACUGCAAGGUAUAUAGUGAGAAUGAGAUACCGUCUGCGCCCCCUGCUCCCCCUUUGCCUCUUAUAUUGUCUAUUUGAGCAGACCCUCUAUUUCACCCAAAAGAAUCGCAUGUACGAGUUGAAUGGAGACAACGCAAGAGUGGAAUCUCGAUAUUUAGUAUCCUAUCAGUCCAGAAACAUGCCUUGCAAUGAUCUAUUUUAUGAAAACCACACCAUUAUGAUGAGUUUAAGAUAUCUUGCCAUUAUUAAUGUGUAUAUAAGUUCAGUGUGUACUUUUAUCUUCAUGGAAUAGAACAUCCAUAAUAUUGUAUGAAUCCACAUUAAUUUCAAGUUUUCAGAAUGCUGU
Amaranthus tricolor (Joseph's coat) is the source of this 3941-nucleotide messenger RNA. RefSeq names its product putative disease resistance protein RGA3. Gene Ontology annotation, molecular function: protein binding; ADP binding. Bases 110 to 3673 code for a protein of 1187 amino acids. The record is from RefSeq and is a predicted model, not a curated record. Gene Ontology annotation, biological process: defense response to other organism. The transcript has a single exon. NCBI's taxonomy places the organism in Eukaryota, Viridiplantae, Streptophyta, Magnoliopsida, Caryophyllales, Amaranthaceae.